Messenger RNA from Caenorhabditis angaria, 485 nucleotides. The record is from the annotation of a GenBank genome assembly. Lineage: Eukaryota; Metazoa; Nematoda; Chromadorea; Rhabditida; Rhabditidae.
AUGGAACGUAGCUGGAAUAUGGAAAGAAUUAAUAUUAAAUUUGAGUUCAACAAAAUUUUACUCGAAUUAAAGAAUAUCUUGUUGGAUCGAUGUGAGGUAUGAAAAUCAUUACGUUUCUAAAUAACAAAAAAAACUUAAGUAUUUUUUUUCAGAUAGCAGGACGCGAUAUCAAUUCUUAUGCUACUCAAGAGUUAAGAGAGUAUACAUUAGAGGUAUACCAAGAAUACGGUUGUGAUUAUAAAAAACGAAAUAUUUUUCAGAGAAUUACUAGGGAUCAAAUCAAUUAUUUGAUUGAAAAUGUUGAACGACUUAUGUCUGAUAAACAUGAAAUUGUGGAUGUUGAGAAUCAAAUUGAGUUUGCUCAAAUGACUGGAAGAGAAACUAUUUCACUCGUAGACAAAUGGGAAACUUUAGAUGAAAAAUUCCAAAUUGAUGUUAAAGCUUUUUUAGAAGAUUUGAGAAGUAUUUUCAUUAAAAAUUAUUAA